Micropterus salmoides (largemouth bass) is the source of this 5434-nucleotide messenger RNA. It is a transcript of the gene srebf1, whose product is annotated as sterol regulatory element binding transcription factor 1. The coding region runs from base 230 to 3838 and encodes 1202 amino acids. The transcript has 19 exons. Gene Ontology annotation, cellular component: nucleus. NCBI's taxonomy places the organism in Eukaryota, Metazoa, Chordata, Actinopteri, Centrarchiformes, Centrarchidae. Gene Ontology annotation, biological process: regulation of transcription by RNA polymerase II. The record is from RefSeq and is a predicted model, not a curated record. Gene Ontology annotation, molecular function: RNA polymerase II cis-regulatory region sequence-specific DNA binding; DNA-binding transcription factor activity, RNA polymerase II-specific; protein dimerization activity.
UCAGUGUUUGGCUUUGGUUUGACAAGUUUCCCCGACAGUCAUGGGGGUAGGAGUGAAGAGUUAGUGGGCACGUCAAAAAAAGUUGCAGCUCACUCUGCGCGUGUUUCAGGUAACUUGGGAUCGGACGCUUUUGGCAAAUGUAGGCGACGUAAUAAGUGUCCGAUUUUCUUCCUUCAAAGCGGUUCGAUAGCCAGUCAGCUCCACAUUAAGCCAGACACAGGAGACGAAGAUGAAUGACGUUAACUUGUCGUUUGACGAUGCUUCGUUGGAUAACCUGGAUCCAACACUGUCGCUCAAUGACCCCAGCGACAUCGACACGGCCCUCUUAAGCGACAUCGACGACAUGCUACAGCUCAUCAACAGCCAGGACAUGGAGUUUGGAGGACUUUUUGAUAACCCAUACACAGGGCCUCCUCCCACCCAAGAGCUUCCUGGUUUGACCCAGUCCAUCACCCCGACUGUCCCCCCAGCCGCCACUACCGUACCUCCGCCUUCCUCCUCAAUCCUUAGCAGUAGCCCCCACCUGGAUGCACUCCUGGGCCCUCCCAUCACCCGUAGUUCCUCCACCCCAGACAAGGCCUUCCAGCCUCCCACUUUCCAGAAGUCCCCCCUGGCCCAGGUGGCCAACUGCACCCAGAGGCAGCAUCCAACGUCUCUGCAGCUGGCUCCGAGCCUCAGACAGCCCCAGGUGGAGCAGCCCCAACCCAUUCUCAGCAGCCAGUCUGCCCCAGCCCAGGCAGCUUCACCGCAUGGCUCACCAGGACCGAACUCAGCUUUCAGCUCCAUGCCCCAGGCCCUCUUCGCCUCACCUGCACCCCAGACUCCGCCUGCACCCCAGACUCCACCCCAGCCUCAGCCCCAGCAGCAGCCCCAACCCCAGACCCAGCCACAGCUGCAGCCGCAGACACAACUUCAAGCCCAGGCUCAGUCCCAAAAGAUCCGGACCAACUUCAGCAGCCAAAACAGCUUCACAGCUGGCGGUCCCGGCAGUGUAAGCCAACCCGCUACCAGCUUGUCGUCCUCACCUCAAAGUGUUCAGCCAGUGACCAUUCAGACUCAGAUCCAAGGGCUGACUACCACUUCUCCUCUCCUGACUACGUCAGCAAGCCCGCCAGUUCAAGCCAUUGCACCCCACGUACAGCAAGUACCUGUGUUGCUGCAGCCCCAGUUCAUCAAGGCCGAUUCUCUGCUGCUGACCACUCUGAAGCAUGACCCCUGCAUUGUCACAACUGUGGCCUCUCCCACGUCCCUGGCCAACACCACCUCCGUACAGAGCGCUUCACUGCAGGCCUUCAUGGGCGGCGGCACCAUCCUGACCACGGUGCCUGUCAUGGUGGACGCUGAGAAGCUACCCAUCAACCGCAUCGCCAUCAGUAGCAAGACCACUGGGCUGCCGCACAAAGGCGAGAAGCGCACAGCACACAACGCCAUCGAGAAGCGCUACCGCUCCUCUAUUAAUGACAAAAUCAUCGAGCUCAAAGAUCUGGUGGCCGGCACUGAGGCCAAGCUCAACAAGUCUGCAGUGCUGAGGAAAGCCAUCGACUACAUCCGUUACCUGCAGCAGGCCAACCAGAAACUCAAGCAGGAGAACAUGGCUCUGAAAAUGGCAGCCCAGAAAAACAAGUCUCUCAAGGACCUGGUUGCCAUGGAGGUGGAUGGACAGGCUGAUGUGAAGAAUGAGCUGCCCACCCCGCCAGCCUCCGACGUGGGCUCCCCCACCUCUUUCUCACACUGUGGCAGUGACACUGAGCCUGACAGUCCGAUGGUGGAGGACACCAAGCCGAAUGUGGGCAUUGUAGACAGUUCGUCAGCAGGAGGUAGAGCUGCCGGCAUGUUGGACCGUUCCCGCAUGGCAUUGUGCGGCUUCACCUUCCUCUUCCUCUCCCUCAACCCUCUGGCAGCCCUGCUCUGCUCAUCUGGAAGCAGUUCACCCGGAAGCCCUGGAGCCUCCCAUCAUGCGGGAAGGAGCAUCCUGGGUGUGGAUAUUGCAGCGGACUCGUGGGGCUGGAUGGACUGGAUGCUGCCAACCAUACUGGUGUGGCUACUGAAUGGUAUUCUGGUUUCUGGGGUUCUGAUCCGACUGUUGGUGUAUGGAGAGCCUGUAACCAGACCACAUUCUGGAUCCUCUGUCUUGUUCUGGAGGCACCGCAAGCAGGCUGACCUGGACCUAGCUAGAGGAGAUUUUGCCCAGGCCAGUCAGAACCUGUGGACCUGUUUAAAGGCUCUCGGUCGUCCUUUACCCACCUCCCAGUUGGACCUGGCCUGCGCUGCACUCUGGUCCCUGCUAAGAUUCUGUCUCCAGCGCCUCUGGGUGGGCCGCUGGCUGGCUGCCAGGGCUGGAGGGCUGCGAUCUGAUCGCCCCCUGCAGGAGGACGCCUGCAAAAGCAGCCGUGACGCCGCCCUGGUUUACCACCGCCUGCACCAGCUACACAUGACAGGUAAGCUGAAUGGUAGCCACCUGUCAGCAGUGCACAUGGCUCUGAGUGCCGUGAACCUGGCAGAGUGUGCUGGCUCCUGCCUGCCCGUAGCCUCUCUGGCUGAGGUCUACGUCUCUGCAGCUCUACGGGUCAAAGCCAGCCUGCCAAGGAUCCUGCAUUUUACCUCCCGUGUAUUCCUGAGCAGUGCCCGCCAGGCGUGCCUGUCAUCCAGUGGCAGUGUGCCUCCAGCAAUGCAGUGGCUCUGUCACCCACUAGGUCACCGCUUCUUUGUGGAUGGGGAUUGGGCUAUUCGCAGCACACCUAGAGAAAGCAUCUACAGCCAGGCUGGCAAUACUGUGGAUCCCCUGGCCCAGGUGACCCAGGCAUUCAGAGAACACCUCCUGGAGAAGGCUCUAUAUUGUGUGGCCCAGCCUCAUGAAGAGAAAAGCCCCAGCCAGGGCGAGGGGGAGUAUGCUGACGCCCUGGAGUACCUCCAACUGUUGAUUAGUGCAUCAGAUGCGGCUGGUGCCACCUCCCAGUCCUUUGCUAUUGGUUCCAACAUGGCUACUGUGACUGGCUGCGACCCCCACUCCAAGUGGUGGUCCUCUGUUGCUGUGGUGAUCAUCAACUGGCUCCAAGGAGAUGACGCUGCGGCGGAGAGACUGUAUCCGACUGUGGAGCACUUGCCCCGCAGUUUGCAGAACGCAGAGAGUCUUCUGCCCAAUUCGUGUCUGAACACAUUCAGGGCGGUGAGGGCUCUGCUGUCCAAGCCAGAAAACUGCCAGUUGAGUCUGAGCUACAGCGACAAGGCCAGCUCCCUGCUCCGAGACAGCCUCAACCUAGGACCACACUGCCACAGCUCCAGUUUAGACAAGGUUGUCCAGCUGCUCUUGUGUGACCUCCUGUUGGUGAUGAGGACCAAUGUGUGGCGUCUGCAGCAGGGGGCCGGUCCUGCGUGGUCAGGGUUGGUAGGUACCAGUGGCCCCACAGGGGUCCACCAGGCCUCCCCACCAGAGCUCCAAGGCUUUCAGCAGGAUCUAAGCUCUCUUCGCAAGCUGGCGCACAGCUUCAGGCCUGCAAUGCGAAGAUUGUUCCUUCAUGAAGCUACAGCCAGGCUGAUGGCAGGGGCCAGUCCCACCCGCACACAUCAGCUGCUGGAUCGCUCGCUGCGACGAAGAGCUACGCCCGGAGCCAAGACAGAAGAGUGCGAGACGCGGCCAGGCCAGCGAGAGCAGGCGGAGGCCGUGAUGCUGGCGUGCCGUUACCUUCCUCCCUCCUUUCUGUCGGCUCCCGGCCAAAGGGUGGGCAUGCUGGCGGACGCAGCCCGCACCCUGGAGAAGCUGGGAGACAAGAGGACCCUCCACGACUGCCAGCAAAUGAUCAUCAAGCUGGGCAGUGGUACCACUGUCACCAACAGCUAGACAGAAAGAAGGGGGGGGGGAGCGCGAGAGACAAGCAUGGACAUUGUAUAUAAGAAACAUCUCUGACAUACAAAAACACACAGAUACAGAAAAGAAACAUGUCCCCACAGACACACAACCAUACUGUCUCUGUCAUUUUGGCGCGCAGCUAUUGAACAGAUUUAAUAAAUUAUACAGAUUCAUAUCAAGCUGUCAAGAUUUUCUUCAUGGAUUGUUCCUCCCACCACCCCACCACCCCAACCUCACAGUAGGAGGCACUUCUUGUCACACUCUUGUUUCUGUGGAUUAUUACCAGAAUAUAUGAAGCAUUUUGCUCUCUAACCGAGCUGAAUCUCCCGCUGUGAGAAUGCAUUGCAGUGCCACAGUUUGACCACAGAGAGGAGCCACCGUGGGUGUGUGUGUGUGUGUGUAUGUGUGUGUGUGUGUGUGUGUGUGUGUGUGUGUGUGUGUGUGUGUGUGUGUGUGUGUGAGAAGCCUAACAGAGAUGUUUGCCCUGCAUUUAUUCAGAAUAGCCCCAGCCCCUGAUCUUUUUGUCAUAGAUGCACUUUCUACAGGCAGGAGUGCCCAGUUGGGUUGGAGUGGCGGGCUGCUCUGAUUGGCUGCAGAGUGAGGAGUCUGUCGUUCGUGGGAGGAAAACGACCAAACCCGGAUUGGUCCGACCGUGGGCUUGUUCAGUGGGAAGCCACUCAGCAGGUUGUUCAAAUAUUGUUUAAAAAGUUAAUUUGAAUCAUGUAUUUCAAAUGAUAAUCUGAUGCGUGGUGAGCCACUGCACAAGCUCUGUCUCUACCUGCACUAGCCCUACAAGGCUGAAUUAAAUGAGAUGAGUAAUAAAAUGGCUUUAUGAGGUUAUUUUCAUUGAGAUCGUUGUUGUUUUUUGCUAUGUAAAUAUUUUAAAAAUGUAUUUAUAAUCUAAACAUUUGAUUAAGCAGUAUUUUGCAUAAGCAGAGUGAUGAAUGCUUUUCUUCCUUCAAACCUGUUUUUAUUUGGUAGCUUUUACCGGGGUCCUAAUAACAUAGUUACUGUACUGCCAUGGCGACGAGUUUCAAAGUGGAGACGGUAUCAAGUUAUUUGCGUCACAUUGUCUGACUCAGUUGACCUUUUGCACUGUUGCACACGUAUGCAACUAUGGUAUCAAAAGAAAUUGGCAGCGUCCAAUUCAGGCAUCGCCAACCCGACAACUCAAAACUGUAACGUGAACCUUUGGCACUUUUGUUACAUGAGUCAUGCAGACAACAAAAUAAUUGACAAUUUUUUUUCCAAAGAGGGCCUAUUCUAUAGUGAAUCUUCUGGUUUUCCUUUGUAACAUACUUGCUGUCUAAGUCAUUAUAGUUUCAUGCACCUAUAGAACCACCGUUUAUUGAUGUUUACAGGAAUGUAAAAAACAAACUUUGGCAUGUCCUUUUUUUCCCAGGACCAGUAUGUUUUUAUAGUGUGUCACUAAUGUGAAUGACUGAAAGACCAUUGGAUUGAGAUGAAUGAGAGCCAUGUCUAAAGGUAUUAUUCAUGUGUCCUUUUUAACAUCUGUUCAUCUCUUCCUUGUUCUUUGGUUUCAUCCUUUUAUGAUGUAAAUAUUAAAGCAUUUUGUAAAGAAGACUA